UGACUUUCCGGAUUGUUCACUGGCGAAUAUAAAGGCCGCUGCGCAGUCACAAUACUAGACAAGACAUCAAACACGUUAUUGAAGACCAGACGGGGAGACAAAAACAAACCUGUAUCUUACAACAUUUAACGUACUUCAACAUAAAAGUCGGAGGUGUAAUUUUCUUUCGGCGCUGUUGAUUUAAACUGUCGACAAUGCCUUUUCUUGGACAGGAUUGGCGGUCCCCCGGUCAGAGCUGGGUUAAAACUGAAGAGGGAUGGAAAAACUAUUCUUCAGACGACAAAAACAGCAAUGACUCAGACGUGAGCUAUUGCAAAACAGAGGACGAGUGCUUCCAGGAGAAUCUGCGUCUGUCUCUCACAUACGACAUGGCAGCGAAGAAGAGAAGGAAAGACUUCAUGAACAACAACGCCAAGAUUCCUUAUUUCCACAAAGAGAAAUGGAUUUACGUCCACAAAGGAAGCACUAAAGAGCGUCAUGGUUACUGCACUCUGGGAGAAGCGUUCAACCGGCUGGACUUCUGCAGCGCCAUCAAGGACAACAGGAGGUUCAACUAUGUCGUGCGGCUGCUGGAGCUCAUUGCCAAGUCCCAGCUGCCCUCGCUCAGCGGAGUGGCUCAGAAAAAUUACAUGAACAUCCUGGAGAGAGUGGUGCAGAAAGUCCUAGAUGACCAGCAGAAUGUUCGUCCCAUCAAGGAGCUCCUUCAGACCCUGUACGUGUCUCUGUGUGGCCUGGUGCAGGAUAUGGGGAAGUCUGUUCUGGUGGGGAACAUCAACUGUUGGGUCCAUCGCAUGGAGAACAUCCUGCAGUGGCAACAACAGCUGGACAAUAUUCAGAUCAACAGGCCUGUGUCUAAGGGUAUGAGCCUAACAGACCUGCCUGUCAACCUGCAGCUGAACAUCAUGGAGCGUCUGUCAGAUGGCCGGGACCUGGUCAGUCUGGGACAGGUGACUCCAGACCUGGGACAACUCACUGAGGACAGGCUGCUGUGGAAGAGGCUCUGUCAGCACCACUUCACUGACCGACAGAUCCGUAAGCGUCUGAUGGUGUCAGACAAGGGCCAGUUGGAGUGGAAGAAGAUGUACUUUAAGCUGUGUCGCUGCUACCCUGUCAGAGAGCAAUACAGUGAAACCCUGCAGUUCUGCACACACUGCCACAUCCUCUUCUGGAAGGAUACGAACCACCCGUGCACAGCCAACAACACAGAGAGCUGCUGUAAGCCUGUUUCUCCACAAGGCUUUAUCAACCUCUUCAAGUUCUGAGAGCCACACAGAGCCUGAGUGACUUUUUGUACAUACAGUAAAAGAACUGUUUAUAGUGUGAUCAAA
Salvelinus fontinalis (brook trout) is the source of this 1328-nucleotide messenger RNA. Its product is annotated as F-box only protein 32-like. The transcript is spliced from 9 exons. The coding region runs from base 195 to 1262 and encodes 355 amino acids. Gene Ontology annotation, molecular function: protein binding. Gene Ontology annotation, cellular component: SCF ubiquitin ligase complex; nucleus; cytoplasm. Gene Ontology annotation, biological process: protein ubiquitination. The record is from RefSeq and is a predicted model, not a curated record. NCBI's taxonomy places the organism in Eukaryota, Metazoa, Chordata, Actinopteri, Salmoniformes, Salmonidae.